Messenger RNA from Monomorium pharaonis (pharaoh ant), 2485 nucleotides. RefSeq names its product sensory neuron membrane protein 1. The record is from RefSeq and is a predicted model, not a curated record. The transcript has 9 exons. Gene Ontology annotation, cellular component: cytoplasm; membrane. Lineage: Eukaryota; Metazoa; Arthropoda; Insecta; Hymenoptera; Formicidae. Gene Ontology annotation, molecular function: scavenger receptor activity. Bases 213 to 1955 code for a protein of 580 amino acids.
AUAAUAUUUAUAAUAUUUUUUUACGUGUCGCAGACAAAAUUUUUCAUAAACGUCAGAGAUCGAUUAAAAGAAUCUUAAAGAUAUUUAGAGGAAUCUUGAAUCUUUUUUUCAUCAAGUGCAGUGCAGCGAGAAGUGUUACUCUUUUUUACGUCGGAGUGAUGCAAAAUGUACAAGGACAGAUGUACCGAGCGUAAUCAUUAUCAAGCAUAAUAAUGGUCACCAAGCGACGCGUGUGUGACGUCGUCGUUCGCAAGCUUCGGAGAAUAUACGAUGUCUUAAGACGCACGAAGUUGGUGUACGCGUUCCCGGGUGGCAAGGUGUUCGACAACGUCCUCCGCGUCAUCGAAAGAUGCAAUAAGAGCGUUAAAAUGGUGUCCAUAAAGAAGCUUGGAAUUGGCGGUGGAGUUUCGUUCGUCUUCGGCAUUCUACUCUGGACUGGGUUUCCAGGAUUAAUUAGGUCGCAGAUAAAAUCGAAAAUUGCACUGAAACCAGGAAGUGAGAUACGUGAAAUGUGGUCGGCGUUUCCAUUACCACUGGAUUUUAAGAUCUAUUUAUUCAAUGUAACCAACCCUACUGAAAUUAUGGAGGGUAAAAAGCCAAAGCUGCAAGAAGUUGGACCUUUCUUCUACGACGAGUACAAACUAAAGUUUGACCUCGUCGAUCGGGAGGAUGAGGACUCCGUCGAGUACAGCAUGAAGUCCUGGUGGAUCUUUAAUCCUAAGAAGAGCAAGGGAUUGACGGGCGAAGAGAUAAUGGUGUACCCUCAUCUCAUGAUUCUGGGUAUGGUGGCGGCCACCCUUCUGGAAAAGCCCGCGGCGAUCGGGGUCGUCGGCAAAGCCGUCGACAGCAUCUUCCACAAACCGGACUCGAUAUUCGUGACAGCCAAGGCCAAGGAUAUACUUUUCGACGGUUUGCCCGUCGAUUGCACUGUAACGGACUUCGCCGGAUCGGCGGUGUGCAGUCUGUUGAAGUCGGAAGCGAAAGAUUUGGUGCCGGACGGGGAAAAUCGCUACAAGUUCUCUCUCUUUGGCGGGAAAAACAAUACCGCGGUUCCGCAACGUAUGAAAGUUCUGCGUGGUGUUAAAAAUUUCAAGGAUGUCGGUCGUGUGUUGGAAUUCGAUAAUAAGCCUGCGUUAGAUAUCUGGCCGGAGGAUCACUGCAACGCUUUCAACGGUACCGAUUCCACGAUCUUUCCGCCUCUGUUCGGUCCGGACGACGAUAUCGUCUCGUUCGGCUACGAGAUCUGUCGAAGUCUCAGCGCGAAAUUCGAUGCUCACAGCAAAAUCAAAGGCGUCAAAACUCUUCGCUACACCGCGGAUCUGGGAGACAGCAGCAAGAAUGAAAGGGAAAGGUGUUUCUGUCCGAAACCGGAGGCACCGGAAACUUGUCUGGGCAAAAAUUUGUACGACAUGACGAAGUGUCUGGGCGUACCGAUUAUUGGAUCCCUGCCGCACUUUUACGGCGGUGACGGGACAUAUUUGAAGAUGGUGGAUGGCUUGAACCCGACUCAGGAGGAGCACGAAAUCGACAUGGAUUUCGAACCGAUGACGGCCACGCCGUUACGCGCGCAUAAGAGGCUGCAAUUUAAUAUAUUCAUAAAACCGGUGGCGAAGUUCAAGCUGAUGAAGAACUUUCCGGAAGCGCUACUGCCUCUGUUCUGGGUUGAGGAAGGGAUACUUUUACCCGACGAGUUCGUCAACAAGGUGAAGGUGGUGUUCAAAGUGAUGGCGGUCGUCAACUUCCUAAAGUGGCUGAUGAUACUUGGAGGAGUAGGUAUGGGUGGUGGAGCAGGAUACUUGUACUACAAGAGUCGCGAAACCGGUAAAUUGGAUGUCACGAAGGUGACACCGAAGACUGCCGGCGCGGAGGACAACAAGGUGGAGAAGAGCUGGCCACCUGGCAUGAACAUCAGCACGAUACAAGCAUCGGUGCCGCCCAGUCUCGACAGAAAUUGAACGUUGCUUUUGAGAGAUUAAGAAGCUAAUCAGUAUUAACGUCGCGAAAGAUCGUCCCUUCAAUCUCGAACGUCUUUCUUCGACUAUAAUCAUUUUGUAUAUAACGGUUUAGAAAGUCUUUUUAAAAUAUGAGAAAGGGCCAUUUUUUAGAGAAUAAUAAUCCACCUCUUUUUAGAGAAAUACAAAGGUUUAAUAUUGCGACGUUAAGUAAUCAAAAGGGCUGAGGGACUAAAAUAAUGGUCCAUAUUUUCAACUUAUUUUUAUUGAUAAAAGUGAGUUGAAAAUAUGAACCAAAGUAUUCUUAGAAUGAUGAAGAUUUAGCCUAUCGAAUAACAGAUAAAUCUAUUUUUUUUAAAGAUAAUUAAACUUGCGAAUAUAGUUAAGGAUAUAGCUCUUGUGGAAAAAUACUAUUGGACUUGCGGAAAAUUGAUUGGAAUAACUAAAAAAAUUCGAAAACCAUUUCAAUAUCAUAUAUUACCUGUUCCAAUAGGUUUUCCUUUCAUUAAUCCAAUAAUAUUUUUUCACAAGGG